Messenger RNA from Sporothrix brasiliensis 5110, 732 nucleotides. RefSeq names its product peroxin-11B. The transcript has a single exon. Lineage: Eukaryota; Fungi; Ascomycota; Sordariomycetes; Ophiostomatales; Ophiostomataceae. The coding region runs from base 1 to 732 and encodes 243 amino acids. Gene Ontology annotation, biological process: regulation of peroxisome size; peroxisome fission. The record is from RefSeq and is a predicted model, not a curated record. Gene Ontology annotation, cellular component: peroxisomal membrane.
AUGGUUGCCGACGCGCUCGUGUUCCACCCGACGGUGGCGCACUAUCUCCGCUUCGCCGCCACGACCGUCGGCCGCGACAAGCUGAUGCGCACUGUCCAGUACUUUGCGCGCUUCUAUGUCUGGUACCGCCUGCGCACGAAUGCCACGACCGCCGAAGUGGCGCCCUGGGCCGCCCUCAAGGCCGUCCUCGGCAAGGCCCGCAAGCUGCUGCAGGCCGGCAAGAACCUGGAGCACUUCAAGUCCGCCGUGGCCGCGUCGCAGGACCCCAAGCUGUCGACGGCUGCCGUCGGCUCGCCCGUGCUGCGCUACGCCACCGUGGGCCGGCAGCUGAGCUAUGCCAGCUACCUUACGAUCGAGCUGAUUAUGCUGCCCGAGACGCUGGGCGUGAGCAAGCUCUCCAACCGCACGCUGGCCACGCGCCUCAAGCGCGACUCCGCCCGCCUGUGGACGCUGGGCCUGCUGUGCUCUGUCUUUGCGCAGGUCUUUACGCUGCGCCGCCUGCAGGAGCGCGAGGCCCGCAUCGACCGCAAGGACGGCGAGGGCGUUGUUGAGGGCAAGCGCAUUGCCAAGGAGCGCCAGGCCAGCCACCUGCAGCUGCUGUGCGACGUCUGCGACCUGACCAACACCACGAGCAGCCUGGGCUGGACCAACUUUGACGACGGCGUGGUUGGUCUGGCCGGUACGGCAUCGGGUAUUGUUGGCAUCUACAACCAGUGGAAGAAGACGGCGUAA